Messenger RNA from Guillardia theta CCMP2712, 1323 nucleotides. RefSeq lists its product as hypothetical. Lineage: Eukaryota; Cryptophyceae; Pyrenomonadales; Geminigeraceae. The transcript has 8 exons. The record is from RefSeq and is a predicted model, not a curated record. The coding region runs from base 1 to 1323 and encodes 440 amino acids.
AUGCUCGUCGCGUUCCUCCUCUUCAGUGGGAUCUCUCUCUCUUCUGGAGAGGCAGUCAGCGCGUUCGCGCCAGGCGCCAUGGACUUGUACGUGGAAACAACUGAUGGAAAGUAUCUUGGGAUGAAAGAGAUGGCGGAGGGUCAAGACUCGGUCACCCUGGUGGAGCACUGUUGUGAUCUUAUGUCCACCUUUCGCGUGAAAGAGUUCCCUGAGGGAAGGCAUGCCCUGCAGAACGUUUAUUCCGACAGGGUGCUGAGCAUGACUGAAGGCAAUUUCGUUUUCGUGCAUGUUGAAAGCAACCGAAGCCAGUCGAAUUCAACAGCAGAAAUCAUGUGGAUCAACGACGAGCUGCUAGGAUCGCACACUUGUAGCUUCAGGAGCGACGCUGGUUUGCUGUUGGGCUUCGACGAACAGGGAAAGCCGCGCGCACACGAGGUUGCAAGUGCUGGGCUGAGAGCGAUGUUUCUUCUGAGAGACGAAGCUCACUAUCGCAAACUUGAUGAGCUGAGAGUGUCUGGUUUCACGGUCCUUGAGGUGCUCGAGCCUUCAGAGGCUGAAGAUGCUCGUGACGCGCUUCAGGGCAUCCUCGAACGAAGCACAGGUGGGAGCGACGGUUAUCAGAUCAGGAUACCCGACGUCGCUGUCCAUCAUCCCCUCUUCGGCGAACUCCUCGUGCACCCUGUGAUCCUGUUCCUUGUCCGAAGUUACCUCGGUCGUUACGCUCGAUGUGCAACCUGGUCCAGCAACACACUGCUGCCGAAGAUGGAUCACCCGCGACUUGGCUGGCAUGUAGAUUACCCAUACCAUGACAUCGAGAUCGGAAUGUGGCCGGACCUUCCUCUGGGACUCCAGGUCCUGUGGCUCUUGGACAAUUUCACAUCUGAGAAUGGCGGCACCAUGUUUUACCCAGGGUCCCACGAAUUCUUCUCUCCCCCCAACAUCGAGCAGUUUAGCACGCCUGAAAUCCUAACGGCACCUGCUGGAAGCGUGCUGGUGGCUCACUCUGCCUGGUGGCACAGGCAAACGCAGAACAAAUCUCCCAACCCCAGGCAUGCCCUGCUGGGAUGUUUCACGAGGUGCGAUGAUUGUAAGAACUGUCAGUCGACCAAGUGGAAGAUCUCGGAGGCUCGGUCGGAGACCCGUCCCACUAAACGCAAGUAUUGCAGGGGAUUCGUUGUUCCCAAAGCAGACAUGGAAACUCAAUUUGACAAGAUUUCUCAGAUGUCUUCAUACUGGGCAAAUCUCGAUCCUCGACAACAGGCUGAUCUGCAGCAACUGAUGUUGGGCAGUCAUUCGAGGGCUCUACGCGACGUGCAAGCCUAG